AUGACGGACGAAGCUAGCUUGUCGAAGCUCAAGGUAGCAGAGCUCAAGGAGCAACUCAGCGCACUGAGCCUUCCUACCACGGGAGUAAAAGCAGAGCUCGUCGCCCGACUCGCAGCCCAUCAUGCUGAAGCAAGCAGCAAGAGCGUACCCGCGACCUCCACCGUAGCGUCUGCCAGUCCGGACAAGCCAGAAGCGAAGAAGGAGACCGCCGCCGCGACAGAGCCCGCGUCUGUCGCAACAGAGCCACCCAAACCUGCAGCGUUGAGCGAGGAGGAGAAGCAAGCGAGGAUUGAUGCAGAGUUGGCAGCGAGAAAAGCACGCGCAGCACGCUUCGGCUUGCCUGAGCCAGAGGCAGACGCUCUCAAGGCGCGCGCUGAGAGGUUUGGUACAGCCAAGGCAUCUGCAGACGGCGGCGAAAGCAAGAGUGUAUCGCAAAUCGAUGAGGCUCUGGCGGGUGGUCGCAAACGCAAAGCAGGACAGGGCAAGGCCGCGACGAAUGGGGAAGCUACCAAGACAGAGGGACCCGCGAAGGAUGCCAAAAAGGUGAAGAAGCAAGAGGCAAAGCCAGUCAGCAGCACCACAGAGGCCAAGAAGCCAGCAUACGUACCUGACGCGGCGGAGCUGGAGAAGAUGAGGAAACGAGCAGAACGAUUUGGCACCGAAGAAAAGGUAAAUGUUUCAGCUUAG
Molecule: messenger RNA, 687 nt
Organism: Mixia osmundae IAM 14324
Lineage: Eukaryota; Fungi; Basidiomycota; Mixiomycetes; Mixiales; Mixiaceae
Exons: 4
Coding region: 1-687 (228 amino acids)
Biological process (GO): poly(A)+ mRNA export from nucleus
Cellular component (GO): nucleus
Source: RefSeq, a predicted model, not a curated record